Leishmania mexicana MHOM/GT/2001/U1103 is the source of this 978-nucleotide messenger RNA. RefSeq lists its product as hypothetical. Gene Ontology annotation, molecular function: antiporter activity; nucleotide-sugar transmembrane transporter activity. The record is from RefSeq and is a predicted model, not a curated record. NCBI's taxonomy places the organism in Eukaryota, Euglenozoa, Kinetoplastea, Trypanosomatida, Trypanosomatidae. The transcript has a single exon. Bases 1 to 978 code for a protein of 325 amino acids. Gene Ontology annotation, cellular component: Golgi apparatus.
AUGAGCACCACCUCGCUACUUUUCAGCUUGCUGCUGAACAUCACAAGCAGCAUCGGGGUAAUCAUUGUGAACAAGCGGCUCGUCUUUAUCGAGGCGCACUUUGAGUUUAGUACCGUUCUUACCAUCAUCCACGUUGUCACGACAUUUCUGGGAUGCGUUUUUUUUGCGUACGGCGUGGAGCUGUUCACGCCGAAGAAGCUCUCGAUCCGCCGGGUGUUCCCCAUCAGCUGCGCCUUCUGCGGCUACGUCGUCUUUAACAAUCUCUCUCUCCUAACCAACUCGGUGAGCGUGUAUCAGGUGCUGAAGAUCCUCUGCACGCCCAUGAUUGUUUUCGUUGAGCGUGUUCACUAUGGCAAGCGGGAGAAGCUGAGCACAUUGCUGUCGCUGUUGCCCGUGUGCAUCGGCGUCGGCGUCACCUUCUACGCCGACACGGAUGUGAACUGGAUGGGCACGGCUUGGGGGUUUCUCGCCAUCAUCGCCAACUCCCUUUACACAAUCUGGGGCAAGACAAAGCAGGUGGAGCUGGAUGCGCAGCCGAUGCAGCUGCUCAUCUAUGAAGCCCCCCUUAGCGCCGUCAUGCUUUUGCUCGUGGUGAUUCCGCUGGACGGCGGUGAGAAGCUGGCUGCGUACGAGGUCACCUUCAAGACGGUGUGGACGGUGCUGCUGUCUUGCAUCUUUGCCUUUGGCGUGAACUUCUCCUUCUUCCUGUUCGUAGGAAAGACGUCGCCGCUGACGAUAAACGUUGUUGGGUACUUGAAGACGUCGUUGGUGUUUGUGCUAGACUUCAUCUUUGUGUCAGCCGACAUGCCGCAGAAGAAGCUGAUCGGCAUCUCCCUCACACUUCUUGGGCUGGCGGGGUACUCGUACUCGAAGAUCGAGUUGCCACUGCGACGCAGCCCCAUGGCUCGGCGGGACUCGCACCGGAGUUCUCCCAAUCAACAGCGCAGAGGAGUUGAGGUGAAGGUGAUCUCGCUGUGA